Cladophialophora immunda is the source of this 3099-nucleotide messenger RNA. RefSeq lists its product as uncharacterized. Lineage: Eukaryota; Fungi; Ascomycota; Eurotiomycetes; Chaetothyriales; Herpotrichiellaceae. The transcript is spliced from 3 exons. Gene Ontology annotation, biological process: tRNA re-export from nucleus. Gene Ontology annotation, cellular component: nuclear pore; nuclear matrix; cytoplasm. Bases 1 to 3099 code for a protein of 1032 amino acids. The record is from RefSeq and is a predicted model, not a curated record. Gene Ontology annotation, molecular function: tRNA binding; small GTPase binding.
AUGGACGAACAGAUAAUCUCGGCGAUUCAAAUCGCUUACGACCCCUCCGCAGACCCAGCCCUCAAACGACAGGCCUUUGACUAUGUCAACCAGUUGAGGCAAGAGCCCUCGGCAUGGCAGCCAUGCCUGGCCAUCUCCCUACAAGUUCCCCGCCAGCCCAUGGUCAUUCGAGUCUACUGCCUGGAGAUCGUCAAUAAUGCAGUCCAAGGUGGUCUGGUGGACCAACAAGGCUUGAGAACCAUCGAAGAACAACUCAUGGCAUACCUGCGGAAGUUCUACGGGGCACCAGGCCAGACAGACACGCCAGAUCCUGGCACACUCGUUAACAAGUUUGCUCAAACCGUGACCUUCCUGUUCUCGACAUUUUACGGCUCCGGGUGGGAGACUUGCUUCGAUGAUUUGUUGGCCCUUACCUCAACAGGAACCGGCCCAAAAGACAACUAUCCGGGACUAGUCUUCUAUCUGACAGUUCUCAAUGCCAUCCACGAUGAGAUUGGGGAUCAAUUGCUUUCCCGAUCUCGGGCUGAGCAGGACAGAGCAAACACACUGAAGGAUUUGAUUCGAGCCCGAGAUGUUCAAAAAAUCGCUCGGUCAUGGGAGGAGAUCUUGUCCCACUGGGGGACUUCCAACGACGUUAUUGCCGAGCUAUGUCUGAAAGCUGUUGGGAAGUGGGUUAGCUGGAUUGAUAUAUCCUUCGUGGUGAACCAGUCGAUGCUCGAACUCCUGUUCCAGCAGCUGGAACGAGCACAGAAGGUUGAUCCUCGCAAGAGUGAGGAGCAAGCAAGAGACGCAGCCAUUGAUGUCUUCACGGAGACGGUCGCAAAGAAGAUGCCAUCCGCGGACAAAGUCAACAUGAUCACCUUUCUCAAUCUCGAAACAGUCGUCUCACGACUUGUGACUUGUCCGCCGCUGAGCGACACCAGAGCGUCAAACUAUGAUGUCGAUCUUGCUGAAACGGUUGCAAAACUGGUCAACACUACAACAAUGGAUAUCGUCAAGGUGCUAGAGAUGGAGACCCAAGGCUCACCAACGUGGGCAAAGGCCGAGCAGCUCCUGCUCGCGUUUCUGCCGCAUCUGCUUAGAUUCUUCUCCGACAUAUUCGACGAAGUCUGCUCGACGGUUCUCAAUGCUAUGAACGAUGUUCUCACUUUCUUGAGACGUGCUAGCCAAGGAGAAGCCGCCUCUGCCCAAAGAGCAGCAAUGCUUCUGCCCAUCCUUAAAGCAAUAUUCAUCAAGAUGAGAUAUGACGACACUGCCGACUGGGGACAGGAAGACGAGCAGACAGAUGAAGCAGAGUUCCAAGAACUGAGAAAAAGAUUAGCGGGCUUGCAGUCAGCAAUUGCCGCCGCGGAUGAGCAGCUCUACAUUGAUGCAAUUUCAGCACUUGUUCACGAAACCUUUGAACGACUACGAUCAGAAGGAUCUCGACUCAAUUGGCGCGACUUGGAUCUUGCAUUACACGAAGUCUAUCUGAUAGGGGACUUGGCUGUGAGAGGAGGUGGCUUGUAUCAGAAGAACAAGCCAAACUCGCCAGCCGCAGAAAAGCUGGUGCGGAUGAUGCUGGAAAUGGUACAGUCAAACACCGGUUCCUUUGCACACCCCGCUAUACAACUGCAGUAUAUGGAGAUAAGCGUCAGAUACAGCUCCUUCUUCGAGAAACACUCAGAAUACAUUCAGCCAGUCCUGCGAAAUUUCCUCGAGCUCGCCCAUCACCCAAGCUUGAAAGUCAGGGCGCGAGCCUGGUAUCUCAUUCAGCGACUUAUCCGUCAACUUCGCGCUUUUGUAGGGAAUGCGGCUGAGGCUGUCGUGCAGAGUCUACAGGAUCUCCUAGCCAUACGCGCGGAGUUACCCAAGGAAGAAGACGGAGAUGACAUGUCGUCAGAUGGUGACUCCGCCACCGACUCUACGUUUACCAGCCAGCUGUACCUGUUCGAAGCCGUUGGCUGCAUCUGCGGAGCAACUACCGUCCCUGCAGACAAGCAGGUACAAUAUCUAUCUGCCGUCAUGCAGCCGCUCUUCGUUGAUAUCGAGCGGAACUUGGAGGUAGCUAGAUCAGGGAAUGAGCUUGCCGUUCUCCAAGUCCAUCAUGGUAUCAUGGCACUCGGUACAAUUGCGCGAGGCUUCUCCGAUUUCAACCCUGGAGUUUCCGCGCAAGGAAGCGGAGUUGAGCCAUCGCCACAGGCGAAACAGGCAUUUGCACAGGUUGCUGAGGUGACUAUUGUCUCUCUAACGGCCCUCAACUCGUCCUUCCAAAUCAGAACCGCUUCUAGGUUCGCCUUUUCGCGUUUAAUCGGUAUGGUCGGUACUCAGAUGAUGCAACAGCUGCCUCAAUGGGUUGACGGUCUACUGACGGACUCUUCGACGAGAGACGAGAUGGCGCUCUUCCUCCGACUGCUGGACCAAGUCAUUUUCGGUUUUAAGAACGACAUACAGGACUUCCUCGAUCGGCUCUUCUCAGGGCUUCUUCAGAGAGUCUUUGCUGGUAUAUCCGCAGCCACUGCAGGGACGGACGAUGAGAUCGAGUUGGCAGAGCUGAAGAGAGAAUAUCUGAAUUUCCUCAUGGUGAUCCUCGGAAACGACCUCGGCGCAAUUUUGGUCAGCGCCAGAAACCAGCCGAUCUUUGAAUCGGUGAUCGGCUCCAUCGAGCACCUCGCGAGAGACGUGGAAGACUUUCCGACUGCGAAGAUGGCGUUUUUACUUCUUUCGAGGAUGUGCACAGUAUGGGGAGGUCCUGACGUGGUUUCCGCAACCGGCCAGGUGGAUGGCAAUGUCCCCGGGCCGCAGCCUGCCCUUCCCGGCUUUGAUCAAUUCAUGAUCACUCGAUUCUCCCCACUGUGUUGGGCUCUGCCUACUAAUCCUUCGUUUAACAGCAAGGACGCACAGGCACGGCAAGCCCUUGCCGAGGCCGCUGGUCUCCAGAAGACCAUCUACACAAAAACAGGUCAGCAAUACCUGACUUGGUUGCAAGAAAAGGAGUUGAGAACAAUGGGUAUGAAUGAUACCCUGAUCAACGAAUAUUUGCAGAAAUUGGCCACCAUGGAACCAAAGGCGUUCAAGAUCUUUUUUGCGAAGUUUAUCGCACAAGGUGGCCAGAUGUGA